This is a messenger RNA of Penaeus monodon (black tiger shrimp), 3606 nucleotides long. RefSeq names its product gamma-aminobutyric acid receptor subunit alpha-1-like. NCBI's taxonomy places the organism in Eukaryota, Metazoa, Arthropoda, Malacostraca, Decapoda, Penaeidae. The record is from RefSeq and is a predicted model, not a curated record. Gene Ontology annotation, biological process: monoatomic ion transmembrane transport; nervous system process; chemical synaptic transmission. Gene Ontology annotation, cellular component: membrane; neuron projection; synapse. Gene Ontology annotation, molecular function: neurotransmitter receptor activity; GABA-A receptor activity; extracellular ligand-gated monoatomic ion channel activity.
UCUCCUGCGGCCUUGUCUCGCCCCGGCUCUACCACGCGUCCGCCCGCGCCACACGCCGUCCGGAGCCACAUGGCCGCCUGGGACGCCCACGGCUGGCAGGCAGUGAUCAGAGGCUCUGGCCCGGAUUUCCCUUCGCGAUACUUCUCUCGGCAAUGGAAGAGCGAGUCGAUGGUUAUGGCAUUAUGGUAAUGGACUGCAAAUCUGCCAUAAUUCGGUAACAGCUGGAAAAUCCAUCACUCCGACUAUAUUUCAACUCAAUAAAUGUACUGUAAUACCUCACUUUCCUUUCGCCAAGGAGGACACUCUUCUCAAAGGUGGAUCGUAUCAACAAGUGGCCGCGCAGCAUAAUUCACUGCACAGCCGCACCAAGGCAAAACCUCCGAACAGAACGAGACUUGGGGUACAUUUACUGAACAGAAAAAAACACACUGAAACCACAACAAAAACGCGCAAGCAGUCUUGGCAUCUCUUCCGCUCAUCUACUAAUCUACGUCUUCGCUAUGACCGCGACAAGGGAACCUGCAGCAUCUCGGCGACGCCUGCUGCACCUGCUGAUCAUCUGCAUCAGCAACAUGGAUUUGGCACGCCCACUUAUGGCUCCCCAGUGCACACCUACGCCCACCUGCCGCCCGAGUAUGAUUACCACCCGCCCGUAGCCGCCUAUGCCCCACCUGUUCACGCCCGCACUUUGAUACGCGCCCCCAGGUCGAGCGACCACCACCCUGGGUCGGGGGGGAACACAUCCCUUCCCCAGCUGCCGCUGAGUCAGCAGGCCAGGACGGCGAGCAGGAGCAGCAGCGACAUGGCCCGUCUCUCGCACAAUAUCUCGGCCAUCCUCGAGAAUCUGCUCAAGAACUACAACAACCAAGUACGACCUGGAUACCACGAGGGCCGGACGACGGUGGUGAAGAUCAGUAUGCUAAUUCGCUCGAUGGGACCCAUAUCCGAGAAGGACAUGAAGUACUCGAUGGAGUGUUACAUGCGCCAGUACUGGAGCGACGAGCGACUCAAGUUCAACGGGCCGCUGGACCAGCUCACGCUCAACAUCAAGAUGCUGGAAGCUCUGUGGAAACCCGACACCUACUUCCACAACGGCCUCGGCUCCUACGUGCACAUGACCACGCGGCCCAACAAGCUUAUUAGGAUCAACCAGAACGGGGACAUCCUUUACUCUAUGAGGCUCACGAUCAAGGCCAAGUGUCCGAUGGUUCUGAGGAAUUUCCCGAUGGAUAAGCAGUCGUGUCCUCUCGUCAUCAGCAGCUUCGGCUACACAGACAAGGAGGUGCGGUACGAAUGGGCGCCCAAGAAGGUGGAGUUCGAAGAGGGAAUGGGGCUGAGUCAGUUCGACAUCUUGAACACGAAAUGCAACAAUUACUCGGUCCGAUGGAGGUCGGGGAAAGGUCUCUUCUCGGCUCUGCAAGUGAACUUCAACCUGUCCCGGAGCGCCGGCUACUUCCUCAUCCAGGUGUACGUGCCUUGCUUCCUUAUCGUGGUGCUGUCUUGGGUGUCCUUCUGGAUCAACCGCGAGGCCACGAGCGAUCGCGUCGGCAUCGGCAUCAUAACAGUGCUGACGCUGGCGACCAUCAGCCUCGACACGCGCACCGACCUCCCGAAGGUACACUACGCGACGGCCCUCGACUGGUUCAUCCUCAUGAGCUUUGGCUAUUGCAUCGCCACUCUCCUGCAGUUCGCCGGCGUCCAUUUCUUCACCAAGCCUGGAGAUCAUCGAGGACUGCAGCCCUGAGGUCGUGGAGGAGUGCGUCCAGACGUACGACUCCCCCCACGACGCCGCCUGCGGCACCUCAGUCGAGGGCCGCAUCGAGGUCGUCUUCCUAAAUUCGAAUCACCCGAACUGCCCGCGCAGCGCCGCCACGCUCUACGCCACGCUCAACUCCGACGCCGGGGUACUGAACCACGCAGGGGACUGCCUGGCCACCUUCAGGACAGCGGAGACGCAGACCGAGAAGAAGGAGCGGUGUUGGACGCAGUUCCUCCACUGCGUCGUAGGAGACGACCAGUACCGGCGGGAGCGGCAGCGGAGAGCGUGUCUCCAGCGCUCGGUCAACUCCGUCUCCGCCAUCGACACCGUCAGUCGCAUCCUCUUCCCGGCGUCCUACGGCCUCCUGAACCUGUGGUACUGGUACUCCUACUACGACACGGAGCUCAUAUCCAACUGGUCCGACCCGGGGUUCGAGAACUCGGCGAGACAGUAAAGAAGAGGCGCUGUCUAAUUCUUCUCUCUUGUCAUUAAUGAAUUAAGCUUUGGGUUAUUGUGUGACAGUUUCCUUCGCCAUAGUAUAGUGUUGCCUGUAUAUAAUCUGUAGGCUACAAAGAGGCCCUUCAAUACGUAAAAGCUCUAGGAAAACAACGUGUCUGCUAGAUAUGACCCUCCUGAACGGAGAUGCUAACUUUCUCAAGAAUCCAGGAAAUUUCGGAGGGAAAAGUUUAUCAAAAUCGAUACACGUUACAACAGACCAAUCGAUGGUUGUUCAGAUCUUAAGUCAGGCACUUGUCUGACAUCCAGUGUCACUGAUGCGCUGCAAUACUGUGUUUUGUUCAGUGCAAGCUUUUCGAUUGCCCAUACCUAACAAAUGCCACUUUCCAAUAAUAGACGGAGGAAGUGACAGGUACUCUGAAACAAUUUAUUUUUGUAAAAUAAAACUCACAAAAAGGAAAGCACAUUGAAAAAAAAAUCUUUUGCGUAGGUCACUGCCCCAGUGCUAUUGUGAAAUGUAUGUUGUCAAUAAUGCAGCGUAAUUCGGCCGUUAUCCUAUCAGGCACUCCUAUCUUAUCUAUCACCUUGAGUUUGGCAUCCCUAUCUAUGCGUCCGAUAGCGCUGCCAGUGGGUCACUAGCGUAGAUAACGUAGUCUGGCCUUGAGGGCAACCGACACCAUUCAGCCUCGUCAUGCUAUUGUUUCUUGUUUACUUGUUGCUGGGUUCGCCUAUUAUUCACAGGACAUAGUUUUGUGUACGAGCACUAUAAUCAACACGACACAUUGCUGUCUUGCUGUGAGACACCCUGAUUAUGAUUUGUGUAUAAUGGUAUACUGCAUUAUGGUCUGGCGAAGCUAUGUGCACACGCAGAAAACAGACUCAUACUCAUGUGCAUAUAUUUGUAAAUAAUUAACCGUGCAUACCCCAGUGUUGUGGCAGCUACAGCGUAAUCACAAGCGUUACCCAUGUGGCUUCAUUCAAGCAGCUUCCAAACGAAUAUAUUUUGUAAAACUACCUUAUCAGUAAUGUAGACCCCGCCUAGCCAAUCAAAGGUUCAAAGGGUUCCCUUGCGCUUCUCUUUGCCAACGGAUAAUUAUUAUUCUCCUAAGGAAACUAUUCCUUACUUUACUUUAUGAAAUUCAUUCGUCAAAAUCACGAUUAUUCUAUAUCUAUAAUCUGAUCCUCUGGACCAUCCUGUAAUGUCGAGAGCCAAAGGUAUUUACUAGAAAAGUGUAAAAAUUAAUUCUGGAAUCCCCUUCUAUUUCUGCUUCAACUCUAACUCAACUCAUGCUAACAACAAGAGCUUAAAUCAUCCAUCCAGAAAUUUCUUACAUUGUUUGUAUUGCAGUAGUAAAUUAUUACAAUGUGACAACACAAUAAACUUAUUCGUC